AAGAAAUGAAUUUUUCUUUUGAAAUCAAGGCUACCAUAAAGCUUUUGUUUCUUUUUCUUUUCAGUAGUUUGUCAGUUUAUUAUACUUUUACUGGUAAGUGUUUGUUUGUUUUUUAAUCGAAAUAUUUGGAAAUGUUUUUCAUUGUUAGUCAUAAUUGCAUAAAUAAUUAUGGAUCAGUCAGAGGUUCUGGAAAAAAAUGUACAAUUUGAAAGAAAUACUCUUUAAGAUAGUGCUAAUUUACAAUUAAAACUGUUAUAUCUAGAGCUUAUAUUCUUGAUAUACCAUGUAUAACCUGAGCAUUAGAAUGCUAGAACCCUUCUAAGUUGCAAUGAGAAGACAGAAGACUAGUGAAAGGAAUGUUAUUCCAGACAGUGUUGACGACUCUAGUCGAAAAUACACUCAUUUAUAUAUUGAUUGUACACCUAUUGUGAUUAAUAAUUAGGAUGAAAUCACAUAUGAGUUAUAACAAAGCACAUAGUGAGCAUAGUUCAUGUCAAUGGAAUAUAAGAAUAUCGCAUAUUAUACAGAAUAAAAUAUCAAACGAGAAAAGAAAACAAAGACUACAUUGAAUGAUCAUUGCAUUGAAUCAAAACGGAAUUAAUUUUGAACAAAACUCAUAAUGAGUAAGUCAAUUGAAUUCUAACUUUUCUUUUUACCUUAUCGAAAACAAUCUUCCAAUCAUAUGGAAUUUAUUGAAGACACUUCCUAAUAGUUCAUAAUGUUUAGUUAAUUUGCUUAAUAGUUCACUGUAUAUACAUAUAAUGUACAAAUUCUAAGAACAAUGCUAUCAUAUUAUCGAUAUAUUAGAAAAUAACUACAAAGAAGUUUAAUUAAUUAAUAUUACUGAUGCAUCAGUUUCGUUUGGUAGUUUAGCUCUUAGAACCUAUAAUAUCACUAGGCUACGUAAAAUGCCUGAGAAAAUCAUUAACAUUAUGGGGAAUUCUUGAGAUCAACUAUACUAAAAACUAGUGCGUGGUACACAGCUGACAGACGCAUUUCAAGUAAGGUGGGGAUUCAGACGAGACUGCUAACCAACUUCCACCUGAAGAGGAACUUAUGAAAAAACGUGGGAAGUGGAUUGGACACACAUUCAGGAAACCACCAAACUGCAUUACGAGGCAAGCGCUAACUAGAAGUCCUGAACGGAAACGAUAAAUAGGAAGGCCGAUCAAUACACUGCGUCGAGAAUUGGAUGCAGACAUCAAAAGUAUGAAUAGCAUAUGGAAAGAACUGGAAAGGAUUGGGCAGGACAGAGUUGGAUGGGGAAUGCCAGUUGGCGGCCUAUGUUCUCACACGGGGAGGGAGUAACAGGCGUAAAUGUUGCAUGUAAAUGUUCAUCACUUCUUCUUUUUUUCAUCUUUCGAACAAACUUUUGAUGUUAUCCGACUGUAAAUAAGAAGGAGUUGUAUGUUGGUGAAAUGUACAAGAAUAACAAAGUAUUAAAAUUCGGUGAAUAAUCAACAACAGAAGAAAGAAAGACCCAGAUAAUGAUUACAUACAUUUUCAUUUGUGCAUUAUUAUUAACUACGAUUAUGAGUUCUUCUAAAUCUAAUACAGUUGGAUUAUUAUAUCCUAACGUUUCAAAAUCAGAAGACACAGAAAUCUACAAAGGUUAUGUGAUAAAAACAAUAACCAGUGCACCAUUAUAUCGAAUCGUUAGUUAUUUCACUAAUCGCACGGAAGAAAGUGAAGCAAAAGUACACGAUUUACAAAUUCCUUACUCAAUGUAUUAUACACAUAUAUAUCUUGCUUGGAAAUCUGCUGAUCAAUUGUUAUCCUCUAUAACUCUACAAUCUGAUAAUUCAGAAAGUAAAUUAAAUGGUGCUAAUUUAGUUUUAUCAACAUCUAAACUAGGUGAUAUGUAUGCACCUGGUAUGAUAACAUCAGUUCUUGACUUUGUUACAAAAUGUUAUGAAUGGGCUAAACCAAAUAAUCGACGAAUACCAUCUAGUUCAGCAUAUGUAUCAACACUUAGAGUUGCAUCAAAAGAUGAAAUUAAUCGAGCAUUAAUUAAAUAUACAGUAGAACAAUUUUUAAGAGCAACAAAUUAUGGGUCAUAUCAUUUUGUUUGGGAAACGAAUACAAAAAUGAAAGAAUUUAUGAAAGAAUUAAAUUAUGAACAAAUUACAUGUGGUGGUAAUCAUUCAUUUUAUAAUCCAUGUGAUUGGACAUUAAUGGGUUUAAAACCAGAAAUAGCUAAAGAACAAUGCCUAUAUCGACUUAUUAAUAAUAAAUCUAAUAGUUAUUAAUUACAUUAUUAUUAUUUAUCAGUUUUUCUUUUUUUCUCUUAUAACAAAUCAAAACUUUCACAUCAGGGAAAUAAAAGCAUCUAAUUGAAAUGAACAAUUGUAAAAAUGAUCAAAAUCAGUAAUUCAGAGUAUCACUAUACAAAUAUAUAUCUGUCUACUGACAAUAUUAACUCUAACACCAAAUCUCAUUGUUUAUACCUUCUCACACGAUAGAUUCUUUUCUUCUCUUACAUGUUAUCGAUCAUAUAAAUUCAUUACAUCAUCAAUAAACAAAAAUUAUGUUUGUUUCUUUUUUUUUCUUCAAUCA
This is a messenger RNA of Schistosoma margrebowiei, 2556 nucleotides long. Lineage: Eukaryota; Metazoa; Platyhelminthes; Trematoda; Strigeidida; Schistosomatidae. The record is from the annotation of a GenBank genome assembly.